Hydractinia symbiolongicarpus is the source of this 411-nucleotide messenger RNA. RefSeq lists its product as uncharacterized. The record is from RefSeq and is a predicted model, not a curated record. The transcript has a single exon. The coding region runs from base 1 to 411 and encodes 136 amino acids. Gene Ontology annotation, biological process: DNA integration. Lineage: Eukaryota; Metazoa; Cnidaria; Hydrozoa; Anthoathecata; Hydractiniidae. Gene Ontology annotation, molecular function: nucleic acid binding.
AUGAAAAGCAACGCUAGACAACGUUUCUUCUGGCCAGGUAUGAACUCGGACAUUCAAAACAAACGUCUCAACUGCCGAAGAUGCAACGAGAUCGCCCCAUCACAAUCGAAAAAACCAGCCGAACAGCCACCUCAACCGUCCUACCCGUUUCAGCUAGCCGUUACGGACAUCUUUCAUAUGGCAGGGCAAAGAUACCUGAUUUACGCUGACCGCUUCUCUGGUUGGACCGAAGCCGCCUGUCUACGAGCCUCAUCGAAUGCAGCAACCGUCAAAAACAUUCUGCGUCGAUACUUCAGCACCUUCGGUAUCCCAGAAGAAAUUGCAUCCGAUGGAGGUCCGCCAUACGAAUCAAACGAGUUCACAGAUUAUCGUCACCAUACCUACCGGAAAGUAACGGAAGAGCCGAGGUAG